This is a messenger RNA of Chelmon rostratus (copperband butterflyfish), 4930 nucleotides long. RefSeq names its product matrin 3-like 1.1 (gene matr3l1.1). The record is from RefSeq and is a predicted model, not a curated record. NCBI's taxonomy places the organism in Eukaryota, Metazoa, Chordata, Actinopteri, Chaetodontiformes, Chaetodontidae. Gene Ontology annotation, molecular function: zinc ion binding; RNA binding. The transcript is spliced from 22 exons. Bases 150 to 4088 code for a protein of 1312 amino acids.
UCAGAGACGAAGAAGAAGACUUCUGUGGUCACUUAGCUUUGACUCAACUCGUUAAAUACAACGUUUUCACGGGUGGAUGUUUUCUUCCCGUCCCUCCCCCACCUGACAGAGUUCGGUGUUUAAUUUCAGGAAACGUUUCUCCACCCAUCAUGUCUCACAACAACCCGUACAGACGGCAGCCGCCUGACUCUGAUCUCAGACCUGAUCCUGGGUCGCACAGCUCUUCAGACCGCCGACAUGCCUCACACAACUUUUACAGGGCGCCUCAGGAGUCCUUCUCCUCAUCCUACCCAACCUCCUCCUCCAACUCAUCCCCCUCCUCCUCCAGAGGAGCUCAGGGACCACAGGAUGGCGCUCUCAGCAUCCUGAGCAGCUGUGGUCUGGAGCCCAGCGACCUGGCUCUGCUGGCCGAGCUGCCGGAAGACGUCCUCACUGUCGAGUCUCUGCCUCAUGUCCUCCAACAGAUCAAAGGAAAGAGGGGGACCGUCAAACCUUUCCCUCCCAAUGCUCCGUCUCCUUCCUCCACUUAUGCUCACAGCUCUGCACGUCGACGUGCUGUCAGCCCUUCCACUGGUGACUGGGAUCGUCCCCACAGCCAGCUGCUCCAGUACCCCCUGGACCAUCUAACGCACAGUCCUCUUCCAUCAGACCUGGACCGCUGGGGGAAUCCCAGGACCAGCAGCUCUGUCGGAGUAGACCCACCACCACCACCACCAUCAUCAUCAUCAUCAUCAUCAUCAUCCUCCAGCUACAUGGUGGACUUCCACCACAGACCAGGACCCUCUGAGUACAGUAAGACAAGCAGAAACACUGGUCCAGUUUCCUCUCAGGACUUCCACCACAGAUCAGGACCCCCUGGUUAUGGUAAGACAAGCAGGGACGCCCGUCCUGUUUCCUCUCAGGAUCAGGCCUCUUUGAGCUUUGCAGGAGGAGACAAAAAAACUCGUCCCUCCCGUUUCUCUCAGCCAGAACCAGCCAAAUACAGGUCCGCUCCUCCUCCUGAAGAGAACCAUCCGAAAACUCAUAGGGGGUGUCAUGAGACUGAGUCCUCUUCCAGCAAGAGCAGCAGCCGGCAGACCGCCUCGUUGCCCUCCAAGCAGGAAGCUCUGGACUUCCACGGGUCUUCUCCACCGAUGUUCCCGUACUCAUGCUGUCUGUGUAACAUUACUGUGAUGUCGGAGAAGGUGUGGAUUCAACAUAUAAACGGCACAAACCAUGCAGACGGACAGCUCAGCCUGCUGCAGCAGUUUCCUAACUGGGACUGUCGCGUGGAGACAGUCACCAGGGCUGACAACCAGUCAGAGAAGUGGAAGGAUGAAGGAGAACCUGGCUGGCAGCCUCAGCCAGCCAAUCGGGACUCCAUGACGCAGCCAAAUAAAAGACCUCACAAGAAGCCCUCAGAGAAAGGUAAAGUGGUGUGUGUGAAGUUUCCAGCUCAGUCCGUGGAUGAGACGCACCUGAGGAAACUGACCGAACCGUUCGGAAGGAUCGUCAAGAUCGUCAUGUUUCCAUCUUUAGCGUUUGUGGAGCUGGGCUCCGUCGAUCAGGCGAAUGACUUGGUGACGCUCUACAGUAGCUGUCCCCCAACUGUGAACGGAGAGCAGAUUGAGUUCAGCAUCUCCAAAACCUUCAGCUUCCUCCAGAGUUCUCGAGUGGUGAGUUUCACUCCAGCUCCGACGGGACAGAACGGCCUAUCGGAUCUGAUCUGCAUCGUCAAACGCUUCGGCCCGCCGCUCUACACCCUGUUCCUGCCGUCGAGGGCGUUUGUAGAGAUGAAAAAUACUCCAGAUGCUCAGAAGCUGGUGGAUUUUUAUUCCUCCAACAGUCUGAGGAUCAACAAUGACGUGAUCCAGGUUUCCUUCUCUGGAGAAUAUAAGAGCCUCUUGCGGGUCGCGUCGGCUAAGAGGUACGAAGAGGAACCGACCAAGAGGACGAGAAGCUCGAGCCGAGAGAAGGAAGACAAGAUGAAGAAGAGCAGUAAAGGGCGAGAGGAGGAGCGGAAGACCAGAACCAGGUCAAAAUCCAGAGAAAAAUCUACAGAAAAGAGGACCAGAACUAGGUCCAGGUCCAGGUCCAGAGAUAAAUUCGGCAGAGUCAGGAGGACCAGAACCAGGUCUAAAUCCAAUGAGAAGUCCAGCAGAGAGAGAAGGUCCAGGUCCAGGUCCAGGUCCAGAGAUAAAUUCGGCAGAGUCAGGAGGACCAGAACCAGGUCUAAAUCCAAUGAGAGGUCCAGCAGAGAGAAGAGAUCCAGGUCUAAAUCAAGAUCCAGAGGAAAGUCGGCAGUACAGUACACAACAGAGUCGACUGACGGCGACUCCAGGACCGAUCCUGAUCCAGCUCCUGCCAGAGACUCUGAAGCUGAAGCUGAAGCUGAAGACAGUGAGGAUGAAGCAGAGUUGUCCGCAGAGGAGAGCGACAUCGAGGGCAUGGAGGUGAUUGGAGAGGAUGGAGAGAACCUGGAGGGUGACGAUAUGGAAACUCUGGAUGAUGCUGAUGAAGAAGAGGAGGACGACGAAGGCAACGUGGAGGAAGCUGCUGAGAAAGACGAGUGUUCUGCUGAGAGAACAGACUCAUCUAAAGACGAAGAGGAGGAGACAAAGGAUGGAGAGGCCGAAGAUCUGGAGCAGCAACGGGAGAAAGUAAUGGAGGAGGAGCAACCAGACUUCCCAGUAGACCUGGAGAACUGCAUCACUCUGGAUGAACUGGAAGAAGAGCAGUCUGAUGACGAAGAUGAAGCAGAGCUGGCUGAACCCAAAUCUCCGUCCACCCGAGUGGUGCACUUCAGAAACCUCCCGCUGCGUUCCUACACCGACACAGAGUUCACCAGCCUCGUCAGAGAUUUUGGGACGGCGGUGCGCUUCUACCACGAGCCUCCAAGCUGUGGUUUCAUCGAGAUGUCGUCUUCUUCAGAGGCUCUCAGAGCAGUUGAAGAGCUGAGCAGUAAACCCGUGACCUUCAACAGCUCCAAACUCCUCGUCCAGAUAUCCGAUAAAUACAAAAGACUCACCAACGGGCGGCCUGUUCCCUUGGACGAGGACUCAGACGAGGAGAAGAGGAGCGAGCACAGGAGUCAAAGCAGCAGGAGGAGCGAGAGACUAAACAGGAACAUAAAGUCUGAGGGGAGGAAGGAGUCCUCAAAGAAGACUCCAGAGGAAGAGUCAAUGACUAAAAAGGCUCCAGAGGAAGAGUCAAGGUCUAAAAAGGCUCCAGAGGAAGAGUCAACGUCUAAAAAGGCUCCAGAGGAAGGGUCAAGGUCUGAAAAGGCUCCAGAGGAAGAGUCAAGGUCUAAAAAGGCUCCAGAGGAAGAGUCAACAUCAAAAGAAUCUCCAAAGACAGAGUUGACAUCUGAGAAAUCUCCAGAAAAUAUGUCAAUGUCCAAAACGGUCAAUAAAAUGUCUCCUGAAAAGGCACCGGUUGACAAAAGAGCUUCAGAAAAGAUGCCCAGAACAACACCAGAGAAUGAGUCAGCCAAUGAAAAGACUCCAGAGGAGUCAGCUGACACCUCAAAGAAGACAAUAGAAAAACAAAUAGCAGAAAAAGAGAAGGACUCUGCUGCUGCUAAAAAGAGUCCAGAAAAGGAGACGUUUCCUGAAACACUUCAAGAACAGAAGACAGUAAAAAGAAAAGCGACCUGUGAUGACUCAGCGCCUGAAAAGAAGAAGAAAGAGUCGAAGAGCGACGAGACUCCGAGAAAACAGGAGCUGGAGGCUGCAGAAGCUCCAGCAGAAGAAAAGUUGGAGAUCCAUGAGAAGGAAGGACCAGGACCAGGACUGGAGGAUGUGGAGAGUCCAGAUCCAUCAGACUCCACUGGAGAUCCUCCAAAACCACAAACUGAACAGAUCUGUUCUCAGAAACAGGACUCCCAGGUCCAAGUGGAGCAGUCUGGGCCUGCAGGGGGCGCUACCGAGCUGCAGAAACCCACCAAGCCUGUUGGAGCAGAGUUUGUUCGACCGGUCGUCGGGUACUUCUGUCACUUGUGUCAGCUGAUCUACGCCGACGAGGACGAAGCCAAACUGCAGCACUGCAGCAGCCUGACGCACUACAGGAAGUACCAGGAGAAGACGGGCAAAGAUCCGUGGCUCACCUGAAGGUGAACACCCAGAAAACUUUGAGGAAACUUCGGUCGGUGUCAUUUUGCUCAGCGGCACGAUGGCAGCCAGAAGCCUGUUAAUUCUGUUUUAAAGAGCUGAAAAGUUAAACUUCGAGUGUUGUUCAUGUUUUUAGGAGUGUAAAAUAAUUAAACGAGUCACAUCUGAGUCAGCGUUUUUAUAAAAUGUUGUCAACAGAAACAUUCAGACAUUAAACAGUUUGUUCUCGAUGAGGAUGGAAAGUUCACUUACUGACGAAGCAAAUGUUUCUAAAUAUCAGCGAUAACAGCUUGUUAACUAUGACAUACUUAAAGUUUCAAAAAACCAUUGUGUGGUUUGAUGUUGGAACUACUUCUUGACAAACUGGCGUAUCCAUCCGCCCAGCACUUCUGUCACUGAGUGGAUGGAUACACUGUUGGUCGUGAAAUAGUUCCAGGACUUCAGUCUGUUCAUCAGUGAAGACUUGAAGCUUCGCACAGAGCCAGGCCACAUCUCCUCCCUCUGCUUCCGGUUUUUAUGCUAAGCUAGGCUAACAUUCAAAACUGUCCAAAAUGUCCUUAAAUUCAACACGACUACACUGUAAAAGAUGGACGACUAAAUCCAACAUGUUCCUGCUUUUAAUGACUUUAUUUUGAAUCUAGUUCUUGAAAAUUCAAAUGAAGGCUCACAUUUCCUUCAAACAGGGCAGCAGCUAACGGCGAGUUAUUCCUGUCAUUGACUUUUUUUCAUCAUAAAUGACUAAGAAGUAAAAAUAUUAGCUGGUUUCUUCUGUCUCGAUGUUUUCAGACAUCACCUGUGAUUCAGAGCGUGUCGCACAUUUUAACGAUGUUCUGAUCGUUGAC